Molecule: messenger RNA, 1443 nt
Organism: Trypanosoma brucei brucei TREU927
Lineage: Eukaryota; Euglenozoa; Kinetoplastea; Trypanosomatida; Trypanosomatidae
Exons: 1
Coding region: 1-1443 (480 amino acids)
Molecular function (GO): protein binding
Source: RefSeq, a predicted model, not a curated record
AUGGUUAUACACUUGUGUGGAUUGAUAAUCGUGCCCACGGUUUCAUCUCUGAUUACUAUUAUCAUUAUUACUUUGCUUUACUAUGUUCAUUACAUGAUGUGUUGCAGUUGCUGUUUUUUUUUUUUUUGCAUGCUUGUGGUCGCCCAUACUUGUUUGCCUUCUCCUCUAUAUGCUUCUUACACUCAUCGGGUCGGCCGUUCAUAUAUAGGAGGAAUGAGUGGUUGGUUUGGUUCGCCUGCUCCCACCGCUGCGCCACCCCCGAUUCCUCUUAACAACCCAAUAGGGGUGACCCCGCAGCCCCCAGUACUCGCCGUGCCUGCGCCGCAGCCGGUUUCGCUGUCUGUACCAAAGGCAGUACCCAUUCCACAGAUUAGCGCGCUGCAGCAGCCACUGUCCUCCGUAGAUGCUAAUCUGUUGAUGCCACUGUUAUCAACCCCUCCUCUUCCCCUUUCAACCCUGCCCGCAGUGGCAAAUGAGAGCAGGUUGACGGCGGAACUGCCUCCGACUCUGAGUCCAGGCAGGAGUAGUGAGCCCCUCACUGUUUCACUUGAAGGGUGUGGUGGCGUUAAUGUGGCGGCGAAAGCUGCCAUUUUGCCGGUAGCUGCCCUAGGCGGUAGUGAAGGGCAGAGCGGAGAGCAGGCGGCCGCCGUGGUUGGUGGGGCUGAACAAAUCUCUCCCGCUUUAGGUGGGGUUGUCACAGACGGGGACACACUGGCCGCAUGCAGAAAGUCGCUCCCCUCAUAUGUUGUGUUCGGUGGUGCUCGGUACAACCGCGUGGAUGUGCCGCCAGGGGCUGUGAAGGUUCUAAAACGGAGCAAUGAGAAGCUAAUCUCUGUUGCACCUCGUAAUACAGCUAAGUAUAUGUCACACCAACUUCGACUCGCCAGUGCCAUUUUGAGGUUAGACUCCCGUAUGCGGCCGCCCUCCUCGUCAUUCGAUGCUGCUGCUCGGUUUAGUGCCGUUGCACCACAGGACGCCGGACCACUUGAGUGCGACACGUUUUCUCUGAAAAACAUAUGGACAAUUGCCUACGCUGGUAGUGUGAAAGAUCUACACGCUUUUAUAGAGCUGGAUGGCAGUGCUGUCAGUGCGAGAGGAUUUGUGGUGUACAACCGGCGCCACUAUGGCUUAAAGAGGCUAUCGGAAAAGUUUGUCCUUGGCCUCGGUCAGAAGGCCACUCCCCUUCAGUAUGCUGCCAUCGCCGGUCACGUAGACAGCGUGGUUCUCCUUCUUUGUAUGGGAGCUGAGGAUGACUCGUAUCCUUAUCUGAGGGAUAUUCUUGGUGAUGAGUUAGAAACAACUGUAAAAGGUGUGAACGCAAAGCUGCGUUCUCGAAGGAAGCAUCACUGCAGCCGAAGGAAAGGGAAACGAGGACCAGCCCCGACGGUUGCUCCUCCGCCGCCUGCAGCUGAAGAAGAUUGCCCUGCUGGGACGCAACCAUAG